This is a messenger RNA of Medicago truncatula (barrel medic), 1376 nucleotides long. Its product is annotated as RNA demethylase ALKBH9B. The transcript is spliced from 5 exons. Lineage: Eukaryota; Viridiplantae; Streptophyta; Magnoliopsida; Fabales; Fabaceae. The record is from RefSeq and is a predicted model, not a curated record. The coding region runs from base 223 to 1149 and encodes 308 amino acids. Gene Ontology annotation, biological process: mRNA catabolic process. Gene Ontology annotation, molecular function: demethylase activity; mRNA binding.
ACCAUUAGAAACGUUUAGAAACUGUAUAUUUGUCUCUUAGUUUUUUAUUAUUAAUUAGUAGUGAAUUUCAUUCAUCAUUCAAAUAUAGGAAAGCGUGGUGGUGAGAAUUUGUAUCCUGUUGAAGAUUUGGAAGACUUGUUGGUGGAUGAUAAUGGUUCAAUUUCAGAAUCUUGGAAUAAAAGGAUUAGAAAAGAGGGGAAGAGUUCAAGGAAAGCAAACGAUAUGAAGUACAAUUUUGAUUCUUCGCCGCCUAAAUAUUUGAAGGAACGCAGACGAUCUGAUACUGAAGUGUUGUUAUGUGAUGGAAUUGUUGAUGUUUCUCCACCUGAUAAUGAGUUGAAGGAGGAACCGGACGAGCUUAUUCGGUAUUAUGAAGUUCACUGCAAAAGGAUCAACGGAAGAGAUAUAAAUUUGUUAGAGGGUCUUGAACUUCACAGCAGUGUCUUCAAUGCUACGGAGCAGAAUGAAAUUGUUGACUAUAUAUACAUAUUGCAACGGAGAGGACAACAAGGAAGACUGAGAGAAAGAACAUAUUCAAAACCUAGAAAGUGGAUGCGAGGUAAAGGACGUGAAACCCUACAAUUUGGUUGCUGCUACAACUAUGCAGUGGACAAAAAUGGUAACCCCCCUGGUAUAAGUAGAACUGAAGAGGUUGAUCCAUUACCACGCAUGUUCAAGCAAAUGAUAAAGAGGAUGGUUAGAUGGAAAAUAAUUCCUCCGACGUGUGUUCCUGACAGUUGCAUUGUCAACAUAUAUGAUGUAGGGGACUGCAUUCCUCCUCAUAUUGACCAUCAUGACUUUGUCAGGCCGUUUUAUUCCGUCUCUUUCUUGAACAAAGCUAAAAUAUUAUUUGGUUCAAAUUUGAAAGCUGUUCGUCCAGGAGAGUUUUUUGGUCCCGCUUCGAUUUCUUUGCCAGUUGGGUCAGUGUUUGUCUUGAAGGGUAAUGGUGCAGACAUCGCUAAACACUGCAUUCCAUCAGUGUUAUCAAAAAGGAUUUCUAUUACAUUUAGAAAGAUGGAUAAGAGAAAGUUACCAUACACUUAUUCACCUGAUCAUGAUCUAGUGGGAUCAAGCCAAUUCUCAUCAAAUAACGUUUUAACAAGGCAGAGAGUGCUGAAUCUGAAUCUUAUACAAUUUGGAAGACAUUGAAGGUGAACGAAUUCGCACGCAGUUCAACAGAAUUACUCUUCAAUUGCUUGUUUCUUAUUGUAAAUACUUUCUUCCACUCUAAGAGGAAAGUAUUCUCCUAACGACACAUUGGGGAAUUUCAUACCUCAAUUUAUGUACAUUUUGUAACUACCACAUUCUAUUUUAAGAAAUUACUGCUGUAGUAUUUGUUUAAUGAGAAAUGUUAAAAUUGUUAUUGCAUUUCACAC